Molecule: messenger RNA, 4562 nt
Organism: Harpegnathos saltator (Jerdon's jumping ant)
Lineage: Eukaryota; Metazoa; Arthropoda; Insecta; Hymenoptera; Formicidae
Product: myelin regulatory factor-like protein
Exons: 18
Coding region: 391-3840 (1149 amino acids)
Biological process (GO): positive regulation of DNA-templated transcription; protein autoprocessing
Cellular component (GO): endoplasmic reticulum membrane; nucleus
Molecular function (GO): DNA-binding transcription factor activity; sequence-specific DNA binding
Source: RefSeq, a predicted model, not a curated record
GAGAGAGAGAGAGAGAGAGAGAGAGAGAGAAGAAGCGGAAGCGAGCGUGUGUAUGCGCGUUCUCCUGGAGCCGCGCGAAACGCGACGGUGCUGUGAAGUUCGCCGCGAGAGAUACCCAUCGCCACCCGCUCGGUAGUGGUCGCCUUAGUCGCUAGUCGUCCGUAGAUCGCGCGAGGAGGCGCGAGAUAGGAAGUGAGGCGAAAGGAGCGCGCAGCGCGAGAAUACGUCGGCGAGCGAAAAUACAACGGAGCAGCGAGGAUCACGGCAGGACGUGUCUCUGUGCGUGCUAUGUGGGACGUCGCGGAGCGAAACUUCGCGGCCCGAGCACGGAAUGGGGCCCGUUGAUCGGGCCCGGAACAACGGCAACGGGCUUCGACGCGCAUCGCCGACAUGGACGUCAUCGGGGACGGGGACGAGCAGACCCUCCAGGCGAUUCUCGGCCGCGGCGAUUUUGUCGGAGGGAUAGACAACGAAGCCCUAGAUUUCUCGCAGCUGGAGGAUUUUAUCAACAGCGACAGCGAACAGCCUGCGACAUACUUCGCAGACACCCUCGCCCACAAUGAGAACGAGGGUGGAGCGGCGGUUCACAACGGCCGGGUGGCCGAGCCACCAACGGCGCAGGCGGCACCUGUCACUCAGCAGCAGCCAGCACCAGCGCGACUACCGUCGCCGCAGAUGACACAGGCUCACCCAGUCUCGAUAACCUGCGCCUCCGGCACCACGACGGUACCUAACAAUGGCUACAAGGACCCACAGUCAUACGUUCACCCACACGCGCUACCAGAGAGUCCACCGGACAGCGGAAGCGAGCCGCCGUACUCACCGCCAGGCCACAAUGACACUCAACAUGUGCACUCGCCACAUCAGAAGGCGGCUCUGCAAGAGAUACUUCUACAUCAUCAGAACAAUCAGUACGCUCCUAAUUUAUUACCACCUUCACCGAGAGCGUUGCCACCGACGACGGCGGAUCCUCUGCUGCUGACGCCGGUGUUGACGCCUCACCUGACGCCGGGAACGCCAAAUCUUCAGGCUCAACAGCAGAUCGGACCGCCCUUGGUGUCGCUGCCGCACGAGCACAGUCCAGCCGGCAUCAACACGCUGUAUUCAUCUCUGCAGUCGGCCUCUAAAAAAAGAAAACUCAGUCAAGAUGGUCUUAUUCAUGUUAAGCAGGAACCUGAACUGGGCACCGUGGAGCACAGCUGCAGUAGCAGCAGCGCGGUGCUGGACAACGACGAGGUCGCCGACAGCAGCUACAUCGACGCCAGUUACCAGUGCAUUCGGUUCCACCCUUUUCAGCAGACCUCUUGGCACUCUCUCUGCGACCAUAAUCUCAAGGAACUACCGGUGCCGCAUUACCGAGUAGAUGCCGACAAAGGAUUCAACUUCAGCAAUUCGGACGACGCAUUCGUUUGCCAGAAGAAGAAUCAUUUCCAGAUAACGUGUCACGCGCAGCUUCAAGGAGAGGCUGUGUUCGUGAGAACCGGCGAAGGUCUAAAGAAGAUCAGCGGUUUUCAGUUGCACUUUUACGGGGUCAAGGUGGAAUCUCCGUCGCAAACGAUCAGAGUCGAGCAGAGCCAAAGUGACAGAAGCAAGAAACCAUUUCACCCAGUGACAUAUCAUUGCAGGGUCGAAUUAGGCGGCGAGCGCGUUACAAAAGUGACGGUUGGCCGUCUGCACUUCAGCGAGACCACGAGCAACAAUAUGCGCAAGAAGGGGAAACCCAACCCGGAUCAGAGAUAUUUUCAUUUGGUCGUCGGAUUGCAUGCUCAUACUGCAGACCAAGCCAGUUAUCAAGUGGUGGCUCACGCAUCGGAACGUAUAAUUGUCAGGGCGAGUAAUCCAGGGCAAUUCGAAUCGGAAGGCAGUGGCGUAGGUGCUGAAGGUGGAUGGCAGAGAGGAGCAGCGCCUGACAGCGUUUAUCAUGCCGGUAGAGUCGGAGUUAACACGGACCGGCCGGACGAAGCUCUCGUUGUGCAUGGCAACAUGAAAGUGACGGGUCACAUCGUUCAGCCGAGCGAUGCGAGGGCGAAGCAAAACGUCCAAGAAGUGGACACGCGCGAGCAAUUGCGAAACGUGCAACAAUUGCGUGUCGUGCGUUAUCGAUACGCGCCGGAAUUUGCACAGCACUCAGGUUUGGAUGUCAAACAGGAGGACACUGGCGUAAUAGCGCAAGAGGUGCAGCAAAUUUUGCCGGAAGCUGUUCUGCCAGCCGGCGAUAUAGUUUUGCCGAACGGUCAAAGAAUUGAAAAUUUUCUGGUGGUAAAUAAAGAGAGAAUAUUUAUGGAGAACGUUGGCGCUGUCAAGGAAUUGUGUAAGGUGACAGAUAGUCUAGAAACGAGAAUAGAUCAACUAGAAAGAAUAAAUAAGCGACUAGCGAAAUUGAAAAGAGGCGAUAGUUUAAAGAGCUCCAUCAGCACAGUAUCUAGUAUAUCAGGCAAUAAAUAUUCAUCCUCUAUCAAUAGCAAAUCGUCCUUACACGGGAAAACGAAAAGGCUCGAGAGGGAGGAAGACCUCCUUUGCAGUAAUAAAUUUAUUCAGAUUAUCAUUGUUAUACUUAUCCUCAUCAUGGCAUUUUGUUUGGUUGCAAUGGCAACUUUAUACUUCUUAGAAUAUCAAAAGCGCAGUAGCAUUGAAUGGUCCGCGAUGGCGAGUAAUGGAAUGUUGGCCAUUGGUCCGGCUCAUCCACCGACUAUGUCUACCACUCCUAAUUACGAUCCACGAUACAAUUCGUUACUGCACAGUACAUUGGCCUCUUUAUACACCAAGCAUGGCUCUUACACGAGAGGAUUAGACGGAGGAUUAUCUGUCAAAAGUAAUUCUCUCACCACACCACCGUCGCAUACAAAACAGCAGCUAUAUUCUCAAGAAAUAACGUGGUAUCCGAUAAGCCACUCGGGUCCGCAACCUAAGCUUGACAAAAAUAACGAAUUUCCCGGAAACUGGCUCAGUAGAAACGGUGCGGGUGCUGUGCCUAGUAACGUGGAUGAAAACGAACAAACCUCAGACGUAGAUUCUUCAUCCGUUAAUAAAGGUCCGAUACCUUUAGGAAGACCUCAAGAAUGUCCGGCGCACUUCACCGAGCUCGAAAGUCCAUGUCAGGUAUACUGCUGCACAGCUGAGAUUCAUCAGUUGGAAGAUCCUCAGCCUGACCAUCCACCGGAAAAGAAGUCCAUUUCAGAUCACCUGGAGCAACCGCUCAAUAUACACGAAGAGAAACGAAAAAUAAAUAAAGGUUUCCAAAACGGUAUCAGCCCAUCCGAUCCCAGCACUCAAACUCUCGUAAAGGAGACCAAUUAUAAGUAUCUGCAUAAACGAGCGAGGCGAGAAACUGGUGACGUCGAAAAUUGGGGAGAAGUAGCCAGUAACGCUGCAGGAUCGUUACCGCCAGAACCCAAGCCACAAUUAUUUGUAGUUGCGAAAAAUUUCAAUACCUCUUUGGAUCAAAGAUACUGCUCCCCGACGUCGCCGGACACGCCCAACAACAUUAGUUGCAUCGUACCUUUGUCAAAACAUAUGCCGGAUACGCAUUUAACGUUACAUUUUGUCGGCAUGCUAUACUGGCAAAUUGUGCAGCAGUGCUCUUUCGCAUCAAAUUCCGGCAUUGACGAGACGAUGAUGUGCAGUUGGAACUAUAAUAUACAACAACAAAAUCAAUACAGUGAAAAUAAUAAUCAACCAGGUGAUCAAUCCUUCCCUCUUGACGUCGCUCAUUACCUCAGGAAGACUUUGAAGUUUCGUAUACCUACGAUACAACCUCAAGAGAAUAUUUGCAAAAGUAAACAUGGUGUUGAUUAUUUGGAAUUUACACUACACUUUUAUCGGGACUGCGAGGAGCAAUAAAUCUUCUCUCGUUGUACAGUGCAUUUUGUAGGAAACUUACCGAGACAAGUUUCCAAACGUGUCUAACAACAAAAAGCUAGAUUUUCCAUUCUAUUUAAGAGAAGAAAGCCUUUGUGCCUUUGUAAUCUGCCCUCUGCUUUCAUAGUUUACAAUAUACUGUAUUUUAUACGUCAUCUCGUCUGCUAUACAAUGAACUUCACUUUACAAUUGUGUACAAACGUAAUAUUGAAUAUUUAAUGUCGUAAUAUUGCAUUAUGCAAUAUCGUUACACGAUAAUUAUUACACGAUACUUAUCGUUGAUUUUUAAUAAGUUAUUUUUACUUUGGGUAUCUUUUUCAUAGUAAUACAAAUUAUCGCGACAAGUGAUUAUUUUAAUACUUUUGUUUGCAAUACUACUUGUGUUUAUAUCGAACCGUAUUAUAGAAUUGCGAGUUCCUAAAGAUAUUGUAUAGUAAAUGUUUAUCAUAUUAUAAAAUUAUCAUCGUAUGUGCACAUAUACUUUACUCGCGCUAACGGUAGAAAUAUACGCGCAUGAACAGCUUAAUAUAGAGCAGCUAUUAGAAAAUCAAUACUUCUGAUUGUGUAAACGUGCUAAUUUCAAUUUCGUAUAAUAAUAAUGGUUAUAGAGAGAGACGCACCUUUAUAUUACAUUAACAUAUGAAACGUGUAAUGAUUACAAUGUCUUAAGACGAGGAACAAUCUCCAAACGAUUUGAACAAACG